UUUACGGGCCCACUUCGUCCAGCGAAACUUACACCGAAGAGAACUGUGCCUCAAUCAAUCGCACGUCCUGACUAUGCUUUCCAUCCGGAAGGAGUCUCAUUCGAGGAGCGACAGGCGAAAUCGAACAGAGAAGUAAAGGUUCUUGAUGAUGAAGAAAAAGAAGGUCUACGGGUGGCUUGUCGCCUCGGAAGGGAAGUCCUGAACGAAGCUGCUAAAGCAUGUGCCCCUGGCGUCACUACAGAUGAGAUCGACCGCGUGGUACAUGAGGCAUGCAUAGAAAGGGAGUGCUAUCCGAGUCCACUUGGGUGGGUACCACAACUUUCCCAAAAGUUGCUG
Messenger RNA from Strongylus vulgaris, 336 nucleotides. Lineage: Eukaryota; Metazoa; Nematoda; Chromadorea; Rhabditida; Strongylidae. The record is from the annotation of a GenBank genome assembly.